Messenger RNA from Triplophysa rosa, 1830 nucleotides. RefSeq lists its product as uncharacterized. Gene Ontology annotation, molecular function: protein tyrosine/serine/threonine phosphatase activity. NCBI's taxonomy places the organism in Eukaryota, Metazoa, Chordata, Actinopteri, Cypriniformes, Nemacheilidae. The record is from RefSeq and is a predicted model, not a curated record. Bases 7 to 1830 code for a protein of 607 amino acids. Gene Ontology annotation, biological process: protein dephosphorylation; cilium assembly. The transcript has 11 exons.
UCCUCGAUGACUCUACAGUUUUCAGUGCCCAGGCCUUCAUAUUCCAAGACCAGGGAGAGCCUAGUAAAAGCUAUUCCACCUAAAAUCAUCUGUAUUCUGACCUGUGGGGGGAGGGACUGCCGCUAUGAGGGUCCAGGAUGCUGGAGUAUGAGCCAGCAGGCCAUUAAAGGCGUCUUCUCCAGCUGGGUGACCGAUGACAUCAUUGCGAUGGCAAGACCUUCUACAUACCUCAUCAAGAGAUACAGCAUCCUAGAGCAGUUCAAACAGAUGAACAUUAAAUCCAUCAUUAAUAUGCAGCUGCCAGGUGAGCAUGCUCACUGCGGUCCUCCUCUGGAGUCUGACAGCAACUUCACUUAUUCACCUCAGAUUUUCAUGGACAACAAAAUUUACUUCUACAAUUUUGGCAUGUCUGAUUUUGGAGUCUUGUCUCUGGAUGGGAUUUUGGAUGCUGUGAAGGUUCUGGCCUUCUCUGUGCAGGAAGGGAAAGUGGCUGUACACUGCCAUGCUGGGUUGGGCAGGACAGGUGUUCUGAUUGCAUGCUAUCUGGUCUACACCUGUCGGAUCAGCGCUAGUGAAGCUGUCCACUACGUCCGGAUCAAACGACCCCGCUCAAUUCAGACCCGUGCACAGAUAAGCUUAGUGUUUGAUUUUGCCCGGCUGAUGGGCUCUAAGUUAACCCAGUACCCAUGUCUGAACAUGCGCUACGGAUUUACCUUCAGUCUUCAGCAGUACCUCCAGCAUCAGGCCUUUCUGCUGCACAGGGAAGAGGCUCGAACCCUCACAUACACGCCUAAGAUCAUACACGUGUUAUGCAGCAUGCUGACGGCUCUAACACAAAGUGAACCCAAUCCCCCUGAAGUUCAGAGAGAACUGGAAAAACGAGUGACCAUUCUGGCUCUGAGAAAGGCCGUGACGGACACUCUUUCAAAAAGAAACCUGACAGCUUUGAUGGAAAGAAGAGGAUCCUGCAGAACGUUAUCCUGCAAGUCCUGGGACGAACCAUUCGGGUUCUUGGAAAGGAAGAGGGAAAUCCUACUUAACAAGCGAAGCUACAGCGAAUCAGAUCUCAGCAAAAUUAUCAUCAUUGAGGAUUUCACACCGUACUCAACUCAAUUUGAUGCACACCAUCAUGUCCGCAACGGAGAAAUCCAUCAAUCAAGAGAUCAGAAAAUGACCCAACAGAAAUCUGUUCAGUGUAAUGGACUGAAUGAGAAACACGGCACUAUUCCACCAUCAGAGACUGUCAACAAGAAGACUAAAUGUACAGCGAAGAAACCUCAGGCUUUCUUAAAGUUCAGCUCAAACGUAGAGCUUCAGAGGGACUGUCAUACAACAGAGCAAUCAUCACUAUCCAAAUCCGUCGCUCAGGCAAUGGCACAACAGCGCCCUCUAUCGGACACGGUACUGAAAAGGGCAGAAGUUUUACAGGACGAGCUCAACUCAAACGAAUGCGGCUGGGCUUUGCUGGUCCUGGAGGAGAAUCCAAACGUUCUGAGCACACUCUUAUGGAGCUGGCUGGAUAAACUAAAGGAACCUAUUCUGAAUAAAGAUGACACAGAGAAGCUGACUGCUUCCUGGCCUGCACAAAACCCCCUGAACACGCUGCAUAAGGCCGAGCGGCACACCAUCUACUGUUUGCUGGUCUGUGUGGGUCAUGUAGUGGUUCCCUGUCCACAGUAUGAACAUAGAAUCCUACAAAGACUCAUUCAAGCUUUAACAAGACGCCCUCCGGUGGAAAUCGAGAGACACAACACCCUGUUGCAGGUCUUCAGAGGUGCAAUGAAAGAGCUGCACCUGAAUAAACACCACUCAAAUAUUAAUACUAUAUAA